GUAACAUUCAAUAUCUAACAUCCAUCUGCUGCCUCGAAACAUUCCCAAACCUUGCCUUUGAUACCUAGAUGGAGAGAUAUUUCCAAUAGUUGUUUCCGAAUACAGACAGCUCAGGAUGUCUCACAGCAAGCGGAACACGUCCCGCGCCGUCUUCACUUCCCACGAGCGAGACGUCGCUAGGCAAGCAUGGAGCUCGACAUCGGCGCGUCUCUCGCGCGAGAGUUUCCUCCCCUUCUCCUCCUGCGGCCUGUGCCUCGAGAUCGCCCGGGACCCCGUCUCCUGCACGCACGGCGACCUCUUCUGCCGCGAGUGCGCCCUCAGCAACAUCUUGGCCCAGAGAAAGGAAAUAAAGCGUCUCGAGAAGCUGCGCGAGCAGGAAGAGCGCGACGCCGAGGAAGAACGCAUACGCCAGGAAGAAGAGGCUCGCGAGCGUGCGGUCCGCGAGUUCGAGAUGACGCAGAUUGGAUUGGAUGUGAAGGCGAAGAGUGGUACCAACAAUAAGGAUGCAUCCGGGGCAACAGGUGAACAUAGUACACCGCCGGCAGCAGAAUCGUCGAAUGGCGGGAAGAAGCGCAAGUUCGAGAUGGAUGAGGAAGAGCUGGCACGAAUAGCCAAGGAAGACAGGGCGAAAGCACGCAAGGCAAUUGAGGAUGAGAAGGCCGCAAAGCCUGUAUUACCGUCAUUUUGGACGCCGUCAGUAGCGACAGCAGCCAAGACGAAUGAAUCGCUACACGAAAUCGCCAAGAAGCAGAAGAGCACACCUAUGUGCCCUGCGGCAAGAGAAAAUAGUCCUCAUACUUACUCACUACAUACGCUUGUGACGGUGAACUUUACGGAGGAGGACGAGGGCGAUGAGAGCAGGGGUAACGGCACCUCGAGCAAUAAGAAAAAGCGCAUACGUGUAUGUCCAUCAUGCAAAAAGGGACUAAGCAACUCCUCGAAAGCGAUGCUUGCAAAGCCCUGCGGCCACGUUCUAUGCAGGAAUUGCGUUGAUAAGUUUAUGCGGCCCUCACGGCACCACGAUCCUCACGCGGUAGCGAGUGAGGCAGAGAAGGUGAGGUGUUACGUCUGCGAGGCGGACCUUACCGAGAAGAGCGUCAAUGGCAACGAUACGAUCGAAAAGGGCAAGAAGAAGGACAAGGAGAAAAUACGGCCGGGACUCGUGGAGUUGAGGAGCGAAGGUACGGGUUUCUCAGCUGGGGGAGCAAAUCAAGUACGAAAGUCUGGCGUGUCAUUUCAGUGCUAGCUGUGCAAGCCUACCGGCUUAAUCAGCCAUGUUACGAUUCUACUCUACGGCCAUAGGAGACCAUGGCAGUACGGUCAAUAAGCUACCU
This is a messenger RNA of Annulohypoxylon truncatum, 1334 nucleotides long. Its product is annotated as ENOS interacting protein. Gene Ontology annotation, molecular function: ubiquitin protein ligase activity. The transcript has 2 exons. Gene Ontology annotation, cellular component: nucleus. NCBI's taxonomy places the organism in Eukaryota, Fungi, Ascomycota, Sordariomycetes, Xylariales, Hypoxylaceae. The record is from RefSeq and is a predicted model, not a curated record. The coding region runs from base 116 to 1246 and encodes 376 amino acids.